Messenger RNA from Bradysia coprophila, 1256 nucleotides. RefSeq lists its product as uncharacterized. The record is from RefSeq and is a predicted model, not a curated record. Lineage: Eukaryota; Metazoa; Arthropoda; Insecta; Diptera; Sciaridae.
UAUCGUCCGAAUCGUCUCUCUUCACCCGUAUGUACACUCGAACGAAUUGUAUACAUUUAGUAUAAAACAGUCUCUUCGUCAGAUAAGUUUACUCCAAAUAUCUUCAAUACAAAGAAACAAACGAGACUGUUUAGUUGAACCUAUGUUCUCGUCAUUUGACAAGUUAUCGACUUUCCAAACUAAUUGUGAACAGACGGCGCGUCAUUGAUUCCACUCACUGUCAUAAAUUCUUGGAUGCUUUGGGAAUGGGAGAAUAUUGAAGCUUCAGUGAAAGAACUAUUCGGCUUUAUUAUACCCGACGCUCCAUUUACAUAAUUCAAUUUUCAACUUACCAACUGAUGCAGUUAAAAAUGUCCGAUAAUCAUAAAGAAUUCGUUCCGUCUCACGAAGUGCAAGAUAUCGCCGACCGUAUAAUCAAGCAAUAUAAAGAUAUGAAUUCAUCUGAGAGAUUAAUUGUUGGUAUAGCCGGCAGGCCUGGAUCGGGAAAGACAAAUCUAGCAAAUAUGAUCGCAGAUGUGAUGUGUAAUAGAACAAACAAUGAAAUUCGUGUAAUUGUGAUGCCAAUGGAUGGCUACCAUUUAUACCGAAGUGAGCUGAGUCAACUACCCAAUUCUGAAUAUGCUUUUUCUCGCCGUGGUGCACAUUGGACAUUUAAUCCGGCUAAACUUUACCGAGACCUGGAACGUAUUGCAUCCGGCGAUGAAAUUCGUGUACCUUCUUUUGACCAUUCGCUCAAGGAUCCCAAAGAAGAUGACAUUGUAAUACCUGCCGAUGCUCGUGUGAUUUUAGUGGAAGGAAACUAUUUGUUAUACACCGAUGAUGCCGCAUGGAAAAGGGUUAGUGAAAUGUUCCAGUUAAAGAUUUUCCUGGAAUGCGAUCCAAUGGAGUGCACAGAGCGCCUGACUCGGCGUCAUAUGAAUUCUAUGAACAUUUCAAGAGAGGAGGCCAUGUUACGAGCUAAAGGAAGUGAUUCCAAGAAUGGAGAUCUAAUCGAUACUACUAAGGGUAAUGCUGAUUUCGUGUGUCAUUCCAAUGUGGUUUUAAACGUUGUUUAAAAUGCAGUUACAGUCAUAUUGUUACGUACAACUUUGGUUGUUGCUCGAUGACAUUCCGUGAGAAUGAAACAUCAAGACCUUCAAUAAUGAUUUCAAUAAAAUUCGAAUAGCACUUGAAGCCGCCCCAUCUACGAUCAAUAAUCGUGGUGAACGAAAGUGCGCGAUCAACAAGGUUUACAUUCUUCAUAACAGUCAAAAAGU